AUGGUCGCCAUCAACAAGUUUGGCGCCGCCCUCUUCCUAUGGCUGGGACUUGCCAGCCAAGGACUUGCUAUGGGGGCCAACGAUGCUACCGCCGACCUCGUUCUGGAGGAACGCGGCGGCGGUCUCAAGCCUCCGAUUAUCAUCCCCGGCAGCACCGGUGAUAUGGGCAAGACCAAGCGUCCUCACAAGCGCGGCGGAGGUGGCCUCAAGCCUCCUAUCGUUAUCCCCGGCAGUACUGGCGAUUUCGGCAAGACUAAGCGUCCUCACCACAAGCGCGGCGGCGGCGGUCUUAAGCCUCCUAUUAUUAUCCCAGGUAGCACCGGUGAUUUCGGCAAGACUAAGCGUCCUCACAAGCGCGGCGGAGGUGGCCUCAAGCCUCCUAUCGUCAUUCCCGGCAGCACUGGUGACUUUGGCAAGACCAAGCGUCCUCACCACAAGCGCGGCGGCGGUGGCCUCAAACCUCCGAUUGUCAUCCCCGGCAGCACCGGUGAUUUCGGCAAGACUAAGCGUCCUCACAAGCGCGGCGGAGGUGGUCUCAAGCCUCCUAUCGUCAUUCCCGGCAGCACUGGUGACUUCGGCAAGACCAAGCGUCCUCAUCACAAGCGCGGCGGCGGCGGUCUCAAGCCUCCUAUCGUUAUCCCUGGUAGCACUGGCGACUUCGGCAAGACCAAGCGUCCUCAUCACAAGCGCGGCGGCGGCGGUCUCAAGCCUCCUAUUGUCAUCCCCGGCAGCACCGGUGAUUUCGGCAAGACUAAGCGCCCUGGUCACAAGCGCUCUGAAUAUUAA
Molecule: messenger RNA, 786 nt
Organism: Clonostachys rhizophaga
Lineage: Eukaryota; Fungi; Ascomycota; Sordariomycetes; Hypocreales; Bionectriaceae
Source: the annotation of a GenBank genome assembly